UAUUGUUAUUUUUGUUUUACAUGUUUGGUAAACUUAUCCAUAUUUUGGAAAAUUUUUGUAAACAUAGUUUCGCAGUUAAUACGUUUUUGAAUUUGCAGAAGUGACUACCUUGUCUACCUUGCCUAUAUUGUUUUUACUACUUACCGCGGUUAGGUACAUAUAUCUUGAAUAUUUCUACUUUUCUGCAAAAAACUUUUCGAAAAUUUCGAAAUGAAUGAGGAGAUGGAACAGAAGCCAGUGGUUGAGACGGAGUUUGUGAAGGUGGACAGCAUCAAGGAGGAGGUCGAGGAAGAGACUCCACUGGCUGGCGUCCAACCAGCUGCUGUGUGGCAGGAGGAGAUGGAACAGAAGCCAGUGGUUGAGAUGGAGUUUGUCUGUGUGGACAGCAUCAAGGAGGAGGUCGAGGAAGAGACUCCACUGGCUGGCGUCCAACCAGCUGCUGUGUGGCAGGUAGUCAAAAUUCCUGCUGUGGAGACACUGUUCUUGCCAGGACCUUGUGCAACUAACGUUGGUGAAUCAAGUGAAUUUAUGAAACCUGAAUAUAUACGAGAAGAUUAUACUCUGGCAUCAACUGCUACGGGCAGUUUUGAAUUUAAUUCUGAAAUUUGCAUCAAGGUGUCAACAGAUUGCAAGUGCCUGAAUCAUCAGCAGCAAUUUAAUUCACCAGGCAAACAAGAAAGUGAUGAUCCAGUAAUGACGGGACAGAAACCAGCAACAGCUCUCUCAUUGUCUCACAUGCGUAAUAUUUGUGAAGAAUCACUUAUGCAGAAAACUUCCCAGGCAUGUGAUAACGAACAUCAGUCUGUCAUUCAUAGCUUAAAACAUAAAAUUGCCAGAACCUUAAACUGCAAGAAGUGCUGCCAUUAUUUAAAUAAAAAAAAUUGUCCAGUAGAAAACAAAUGCUCACAUACAGAGAAGCAUCCCUUUAAAUGUGAACUGUGUAGUAAAUCAUUUAAAGAAAAACGAUAUCUUUUUCCGCAUAUGAGAAGGCAUACAGAGGAGCGUCCUUUUAACUGCAAAGUGUGCGGUAGUUCAUUCAGUGAAAAAACAACUCUAAAUCGCCACAACAGAUCACAUACAGAAGAGCAUGUCUUUAAGUGUAAACUAUGUGAUAAAUCAUUUUUUCGUAAAGUACAUUUGAUUGAACACAACAGAUCACAUUCUGGUGAGCGUCCUUUCAAGUGUGAACUAUGUGGUAAGUCAUUUUGUCGCAAAGGACAUUUGGUUGAACACAACAGAUUACAUUCUGGGGAGCGUCGUUUCAAGUGUGAACUAUGUGGUAAGUCAUUUUGUCGCAAAGGAAAUUUGGUUGAACACAACAGAUUACAUUCUGGAGAACGUCCUUUCAAGUGUGAACUAUGUGUAAAGGCAUUUUGUCACAAAGGAGAUUUGAUUAAACACAACAGAUUACAUUCUGGGGAGCAUCCCUUCAAGUGCAAACUGUGUAGUAAGUCGUUUUUACGAAAAGUAGAUCUUACUGUACACAACAGAGUGCAUUUAGGGCAACGUCCAUUUAAGUGUGAACUGUGUAGUAAAUCAUUUAAAGAAAAACGAUAUCUUGUUCCGCAUAUGAGAAUGCAUACAGGGGAGCGUCCUUUUAAGUGCAAUGUGUGCUGCAGUUCAUUCAGUAAAAAAGCAACUCUAAAUCGCCACAACAUAUCACAUACAGAAGAGCAUGUCUUUAAGUGUAAACUAUGUGAUAAAUCAUUUUCUCGUGAAGUUUAUUUGAUUGAACACAACAGAUCACAUUCUGGUGAGCGUCCUUUCAAGUGUGAACUAUGUGGUAAGUCAUUUUUUCGCAAAGGAAAUUUGGUUGAACACAACAUAUUACAUUCUGGGGAGCGUCGUUUCAAGUGUGAACUAUGUGGUAAGUCAUUUCGUCGCAAAGGACAUUUGGUUGAACACAACAGAUUUCAUUCUGGGGAGCGUCCUUUCGAGUGUGAACUAUGUGGUAAGUCAUUUUGUCGCAAAGGAGAUUUGGUUAAACACAUCAGAUCACAUUCUGAGGAGCGUCGUUUCAGGUGUGAACUGUGUAGUAAAUCAUUUUAUAAUAAAUAUUAUCUUGUUAGGCAUAUCAGGAUGCAUACGAGGGAGCGUCCUUUUAAAUGAAAUGUGUGAAGUACGUUUGGUUGAACACAACAGAUUACAUUCUGGGGAGCGUCGUUUCAAGUGUGAACUAUGUGGUAAGUCAUUUCGUCGCAAAGGACAUUUGGUUGAACACAACAGAUUUCAUUCUGGGGAGCGUCCUUUCGAGUGUGAACUAUGUGGUAAGUCAUUUUGUCGCAAAGGAGAUUUGGUUAAACACAUCAGAUCACAUUCUGAGGAGCGUCGUUUCAGGUGUGAACUGUGUAGUAAAUCAUUUUAUAAUAAAUAUUAUCUUGUUAGGCAUAUCAGGAUGCAUACGAGGGAGCGUCCUUUUAAAUGAAAUGUGUGAAGUACGUUUGGUUGAACACAACAGAUUACAUUCUGGGGAGCAUCGUUUCAACUGUGAACUAUGUGGUAAGUAAUUUUUUCGAAAAAGAGAUCUUAUUGUGCACAACAGAUUAUAUUCUGGAGGUGUUCCAUUUAAGUGUGAACUAUGUGAAAAGUAAUUUUGUUUCAAAGGAGAUUUGAUUAAAUACAACAUAUUACAUUCUGGGGAGCAUCCUUUCCAGUGUGAACUGUGUAGUAAAUCAUUUAAUAAAAAAUGUUAUCUUGAUAGGCAUAUCAGGAUGCAUACGGGAGAGCGUCCUUUUAAAUGAUAUGUGUGCUGCAUUACAUUAAAAAAAAAUAUUCACCUAGUUCUCCUUUCUCAACAGCAGAAGUUUUUUUUAAUUUUAUUUUUUUAGUGUAACGUGUCUUUAAGUUUGAAAUAUAUGCUAAAAUAUUUUGUUGUAAAGGAUAUUUGAUUAAACACAGAUUGCAUUCAGGGUUGCAUCCCUUCAAGUGUUAGCUAUGUAAUAAGUCAUUAAUUCGAAAAAAAGUGUUUGUUUAACAAAACAGAUUGCAUUACCAGUAGCAUCACUCAGGUUUUAGUAUGCAAUUAGUCAUUUAGAUAUAGAAUUGGUCUUGUUAGACACGAAAGAACUUAUUCUGGUAAGCGGCCCUUUAAAUGUGUCUUGUGUAGUCAAUCAUUUAAUUAAAAAUAUAAUGUAACUAUACACAUCAAAUAUCAUACACAAUAGCAUCAGUAUGCUAUUAAUGUAAACCAUGCAGUAUAACAAAGUCCCUUUUAAUUAAUGCAUAAUGCAGCUCAUAAGUGUGAUAUGCCAAUUCAGGCUCUUUAUCUUAAACCAUGUUCUCAUGUUUAGUUUGUGGGGCAGUGUGUAUAUGGCUUUGUCUACAUGUGUCAUUUCAGCUGGCUUCAGGUGAGUAAAGUGUGGCGUUCUCCCUCUUAUCUGCUGCCAGUCCCUCCAUACUGUGUGGGGAGUGAGUCGAUGUUGCAAUACAGCCGAGGGUAACUUAUAGCUAUUCAAAAAUACAAGUUAAAUUUAGCUGAUAGCUAUACAAAUAUGGAGGUUAAUUUUAGCUAAAGUGUGAUUGGCUGUACUUCAACUGUGUGAUGCUCAGAAACUAGGCAAUCGUAACAUGCCUCCAUAUCUAUAUUGAAGCGUACAGUGAUUGUAUCUUAAUCAGAGAAUGUUUCAAACCCGCCAACAAAGUUAAAUAGACACAGCAAGUUAAAAAGAGUGUUAUCUUCUGUAGGGUUACCGGGUAGCUACCAAUUAUACUGUGGUUACUAGAAAACGCAUGCAAAGAGACAACUUUUAUCGCCAUAUUGAAAACAAUGACUCGCGGAUUAAGAAUUAAACUAUGUAACACAAAAUGUUCUCCAAUAUUAACAUCCAAUCAAAAAUAUUACUUUCAAAUAUCAUGCCUAACACUGUGUCCCACUCAGACCACACCUGCUAGCUAUGGCCUGAAUUUCGCACUAAUAAACCCAUAAAAAAUGCAUCGGGAAUUGUAGGUAGUCUGGAGUAAAGCUAUGUCUAUUACCUUAAAUGAUUAGAAAUUCUGAAGGGUGAUUCUCAAAUAAAAGAAUUUGAAUAUUUUUUUUUGGCUUUUAUUCCACUCACGAAAAAAACAUGUUUUUUUUACAAGAUAUCUCGGCAUGAAAAUAUUAAUCACUUUUGCUGAUCACUACUCACAGUCCUGAGACUUCACUAAAUAAUGUCCCUUACGACUUAAUCUAGGUACGAUGAAACCCGGGAUACUAUGUCCCUGUGGACCAACGGACCACCCGGGCUGCUCCACAUGCUUGGGACCUAAUUUCUAGCUCAACCACCCAAAAUUUUAAAAGAAAUCUACAUUAAAACUUAACAGCAGCUUGUCCUCGGCACCCAGACGUGAAGUUAUCUGUCCUAGGUUCUCCUCAACGGUUUUUUUUGGGGAGCCGUCAUUCCCGCACGUCCUUUCGGUACAGUACUCGAGCAAUGGCUAAACACAAAGAGGCUAUGUGACCGCCCGCCACUUCAUACCUUCUUAUUCCUUUCUCAAAACUCACAUGAUACAACAACGGCCUGAAAAUGUACUGGUUAAUUGUCGGUUAAGAAAAUUAAACAAAAAAAAAAAAGCACAGGCGGAACUUCGGAGACGAACAUUCAAAUUUAUUUUUUUUUACACUCAAAAAACACGUUGGGUGUAUAUGUGGAUCUUUUUAGGAAUCUUAAAAAUAGCAUCACAGGAAUCUGGUUACUGAUCAGUCAUUGCUUUAAUUUAAAUUUAAAAUUUCUUAUUCUUUUUUGAGAUGCAAGUAGUUAUUUUUUCUUUUGGUUAUUGCGAAAUUAUAACUUUAAACUUACAUGGUCUUUGUAGUACAAUAGUUAAACCAAUGUGAAAUUAUAAAUAGCUAUACUUUGGGCAGCCAAACAUCUACCUAGUAGCUAUACUUAAGGUAUUUAUCAUUAAAUUUAACAAUUAAUUUAAUUUAAGCUUAAUGAUGACAUUUUGAUUAUCUAUAAUUAUUAAUUAUAUUCCAAAUUAGAAUUAAAAUUAAAGUUUAUUUUUUCUUUUCUUUGUAUUCUCUCAAAUGUAAUUUUUUUAGUAAGUUUACACAUACUGUUAAUAGAUUUGUAGAGCUUACAAUUUUAUAUAUACUUGUUACAAUUUUGUUUGUGAACUUAUCUGCCCGCGAGCGCUAAGUGUAGAGGGAAGAGACGCGAUGGGAGAGAGGGCGGAUGGAGACGCUCCCUGAGAAAUGGAGCCCGAAAAAUAGUGCUCAGUGCGGGUUUCGUGGUUGCUGUCCGUCACUGGAACCGUACAGCUAAAAAAAAGUUCACACAGUGAUAAGAAAAGGUUGGGGUUAAAAGGUAGAAGUUAGGGGCCGCGAAGGGCUUGAAAAAUGGGUCAAAAGGUGCGGAGUUGUAGGUACUACUCACCAGAAUGUGGGUGGAGACGCAGAAGCAGUAGACCGAAGAACUAACACACCACGAGUGGAAUAGAAGAGCAGAGGGACUGAUCCUUUAAUUCCGUGACUACAUUUCCGCAGCAGACAGAACUUCUCUGUCGCGAGAGACACAGUAGAACGCAGAAGAGCUGGUGGCGGUUCCACAUGCAAAUCCAGAUGGAGUUCUCCCCGACGACUCCUGGCGAAGGUCGGAAGAGUCAUCUAGUCAAGGAGCCUUGACGGCAUCAGAAAGGAAUGUAGAGAAAACAAAAGUGGGCGGAGCUACGAGAACUAGAGAGGAGUAACUGCUUCGCGAGUGGUCAGUGGCCCCGGUGUCAGGGGCACAAACAAAACGAUACUUUGACAUGGUCCGGCCGGUAAUUUGCGCGGGUGCCGAUAGGUAGCGCACAGGGAUGCAGCAGUAGAGUGUGGAGCCUGUAGGAUGGGGCUUUGGGAGAAGCUGAUACCUAGCGGGAAGAGAAGGAGUUAAGCAGAACUUAGUUCUAAAGUGGACCUAUAGAUCGUGCAUGUGGGCAGCCUACGCCUGGAGAAGCCUGGGUGUGCGAUAUCACCCGGUAAGAAGGUGGCUAGAGAUUGGAGAUCUGUAGGAGGGGGGUUUCAUUGCUCCCGGUACGAGUUCUCAGAAAGACAGCGAAAAACUGAGAGGAUGCAGGGUGUGCUUGCGCUGUGCAACGCACACACCCAAUUCCAGGCGUGCUCCAGGAGCACUAAAACAGGAGCUGCGCACCUGACCAAAAUUGCAUACUCAACGGUCGUCCAUGACAAGGCACGCUGAGGUUGGCUGUAGCCCCGAUACGGACAGUUAGCAGAAUACAUGGUUGUCAGUAGAAAUUACACGCCGGUUCGUGCAAAGAAGCGAGGAGAAUCGGACAGCUAAAUCUGUGUGGAACCGUAGCGUAUCAGGCCAAAGUGCUGAGUCACAGUCUUAACCCCACAGGAUAAAGUUUAAGUUGAGAGGGUACAGUAGGAGGAAAAAUAUUAAACCUGGCCCUCUAAAUACGGUCAAAAAUCAAUAUAAAAAUAGUGCCGAGAAAGCACUGUUGGACGGCACGCCACCAUGCAGGGAACAAGCAGUCCUGUGACCUCAACAACCAACCACAGCACAAGACAGUACAUAAACACUACAGUAUUCAAAUUUCUCAACCCACACAGUGAGGCUUUUCCUGAAAAAAUCAAACACGAAAAAUUAUGUCUUUCCUUAUUGGCUAAUGCAACGUAAUAAAAUGACCGUAUCUUCUACAGAAGGACAUGUGCCGUAUUUUCCAUCAUAAGAUUACAUACAGAAUUUUCCAUAAAACCUCUAAUCCUGAAAAAAGUCAUAAAUUCGGCGCCGUCAUCUUGUGCAACGUUUCUUGUUCUCUCUUUUAUCAACAAAAUAUACAGUGCCUUAGCAACAUGCUUAUAGCUGUGAUGUUGGCUUCCCUCAUGUGUGCAUGGCAAACACCAAAAACCUUGCCCCUGACCGGGUAUUAAGUGCAAGAAAAACAUGAAGUUUUUGAACCCAACAACUCUAACCAAAACUCACCUAACCCCUGCAGUCGAUGUUCUUGUGAGGGCUGUCUCUUCAAAAACAAAAGAUAAUGAUAUUAGCAAUUGUGUUGUGGAUAAAAAAAUAAUAACUUAAUAGACAUUUAUUUAAAUUUUCCCCAAAUAACAUUAAACACCGUUUGGAUAACCUUAUACCAAAUCCUCACAUUAAUUAGUGUACAGGUUUUACACAUAUCAUCCACUUAACCAGUCCAAACAAAAUUCCCGGGCUUAUGCUAAAGCUUAGUUGAGCAGAAAUGCAAAUAGUUCAUUGAUUAAAAUUUAAUAUACUAAAACUAUAUUAAAUCUUGAAUAUAUUUUACCUUAAAUACAGAAAUACUCUGUGUGUGCAAUACAAGAUUGAAGCCAUAAUUUAAAAUACAAAUCUAAGAUACAUAUUUAUAUUACAAAGUCUUGUGAAACUACAAAAGUAGUAUCAACAGUUUAAUACUUUAAUAAUGCAAGCCCACCAACACUUAAAAGUCCUAGUUCUUUUUCUGCAGAUCGUAGUACAGGUCAGUAUUAUUUGUUUUGUGCAGUCUUUUCUCUCCCAAAGCCUAUUACUUCUACUUGAAGUGUUUUUCAACGCAGUAUUGCCGCGGAGCAAGUUAACUCAGACGAAAAACUAUCUUAAAAACGGCUGAUAAAUAAAUCAUGCUACCACUCAAAACUGAAGGCAUAGUGCUCUCUCUUGCCUUCUGCAUAUUACAGCGGCACUCCUCGCAUUUCACUAGACAGCCCCGCCUUAAAAAAAACAUGUUAACUGUAACCCUAUUUUAGAUUGCGUGUCGAUCUUGCAAAUGCAAACAAUCUACUUGAAUAUAUUAUAGAUGUAAACUGAAAAUUAAUUAAAUUACUAAAGUAACAUCAGUUAAUGAAACCAAAAUACUGAAAUAUAUAUGUUAAAUUUAAUGAAAACCUUGCAUCAUAGCAAACGAGAAGGCUUUAUAAACAGGAGCAAUAUUUUUUUGAGGUACCUGGUAUUUCAUAAAUUAAAAAAAAAACAACUAUACAAACGUAAAAUACCGGAAUAAAAAAUCACGGCCUAGCAUCAUAGUCGUGGCCGAACAUUUAUAGCCUAAGGACGUGUGCGUGCGUUGUACUUGGCAUAUUGGAUCCAUUGCUCUUGCACUUCUAUAUUGACAUACACACACCUCACCACCUCACACACCUCACCACACACACACACAUCUCCACUAUACACCACCACACACACCUCACCACACACACACAUCUCCACUAUACACCACCACACACAUACCACACCAUCACAGAAAUCAAACCACCACACAACAAAUUAAAAACAACACAUACAUAAUGACACACACACACUACACACAGAGAGUUAUAUAUACACAGAUAAAUAUUUAAACCCCAUUCCUAUUUGAAAAUUUCCUAUUCCAUACCUGUUAACAAACACCCUUGGAAGUUGAUUUUUGUAAAAUUAUUGUAGGGGAUUCUCAGAACGCAUAUGGAACAACCGUGCCAAAUUUUUAGUUUGUAGGUAUUAUGUUUCCAGGGAAGUGGUGAGUGAUAUUUUGCUUUAUAUUUAUAUUUUCUAAACAAUCAGAAUCAGUUAGAAUAUGUAUCUUUUUUUUGUCAGUUUCAAUGUAACUGUUUUUAUUUAUUGUACUUAAUUGUAGUAUUUGUAUUAUAAAUGAAUUUUUUUAGGGAACAAGUUAUAAUUAUGUCAUCCUCAAAUAUUCUUUGUACAUUUACAAGUUAAUAUUUAUGUAACACUACUUGUUUGUUCAGUAGGUAGCUAGAAAAAUUCUUAGCAUCUGUUUUCUAAUGACAUUUUUGUAGUAGAUAUUUUAGUCCAAGGCAAUGUAAUCUACUUAAUGUGAUAUUUUAAGCUGGGUUGCUUUAUGUUAGUUUGUAUUUGUGCUUCGUUUAAUGAGAUUUUUGCUCGUGGCAGCAGAGUAGGUAUUUUUUUUUUUUACUGUUUUCUGUUUGCUAAUAUAGAUUUUUUCUAUUAUGUGUAAUCUUUUUAUUGUAAAAACUUAAUAUACCUGUGCAAGAGGCCCUCUGUUUGCAAAAUAUCUCUACCCCAUUUUCCUACUCACUAUUUCAUUAUGUAAUUAUUUGAGCAUAUGCCUGGUUGAGUGUGGACUAGAUAUUAAGUAUGAAGGAUAUGUACUGGAUCACAUUCCCAAAACUGCCUUGAGGAAAGUGCAGGAGAGUGGUCAGUGGAGAACCAUAGAGUAACUGAGAUUAUUGCUCGGACAAUGUAGUGGAUGCUGGAUAUAAUUCUGUAAAUGUAUUAGGCAGAUUUCAUUAUAAACAUAACAAAAUUUUUCUAAAGAAUCUUUAAAUUAAAUUAUACCUUAAGGGUGAAACAAAUAAAAAAGCCUUGCAAAAAUUAAUUUAUUAUGUAAAUGUGUUUGAAACUAGUACUGUAUUAUUUAAAAUAACAAAUGUACACAGUUUAAAAUAAAGGUAUUUUUGUCACUGAAGUGUUUUAAUAGCCUUAAAAUUGGGCAAUAUUUAAAGUAGAGAGCAUAGGUACAUACCACAAACGGAAUAGCAUCACCCAUUUUUCGCAAAGAAGUAAGUUUUACAUUAACAUGAUUCAUAUGUGCACUAACUUUUAAGAGAGAGCUUAAUGUAUGUGUCUUUAAAAGCAG
This is a messenger RNA of Bacillus rossius redtenbacheri, 9540 nucleotides long. RefSeq names its product zinc finger protein 883-like. The transcript has 6 exons. Gene Ontology annotation, cellular component: nucleus. The record is from RefSeq and is a predicted model, not a curated record. Bases 211 to 2109 code for a protein of 632 amino acids. NCBI's taxonomy places the organism in Eukaryota, Metazoa, Arthropoda, Insecta, Phasmatodea, Bacillidae. Gene Ontology annotation, biological process: regulation of gene expression.